Molecule: messenger RNA, 2629 nt
Organism: Platichthys flesus (European flounder)
Lineage: Eukaryota; Metazoa; Chordata; Actinopteri; Pleuronectiformes; Pleuronectidae
Product: myocyte-specific enhancer factor 2A-like
Exons: 11
Coding region: 243-1694 (483 amino acids)
Biological process (GO): positive regulation of transcription by RNA polymerase II; cell differentiation; heart development
Molecular function (GO): DNA-binding transcription factor activity, RNA polymerase II-specific; RNA polymerase II cis-regulatory region sequence-specific DNA binding; protein dimerization activity
Source: RefSeq, a predicted model, not a curated record
CAAACGCAGCGGACGAGGCUCAGUGUGUCUGAGACUCGUACUGAUUGAUCGUCUGAUUAGACGAACAAACAAAUAUCCGUAUUAUCAGAAGCGGGAGGAAGCGGAGCGCAAGCCAUGCCAAGCUGUUCCUGGAGUGACAGAGGUGACAGAGAGACUAUAUGUUGACGAGUGUCCGUUGAACCCUUUACUUCCUGGAGCUUACUGAUAUCCUGCUUCAGCUUUUACCGGGAGGUGUUUGGAAAAUGGGGAGGAGGAAGAUCCAGAUCACACGGAUCGUGGAUGAAAGGAACCGACAGGUGACGUUCAUGAAGAGGAAGUUUGGACUGAUGAAGAAGGCCUAUGAGCUGAGCGUUCUGUGUGACUGUGAAAUCGCCCUCAUCAUCUUUAACAGCUCCAACAAGCUGUUUCAGUAUGCCAGCACCGACAUGGACAAAGUCCUACUGAAAUACACAGAGUACAACGAACCACACGAGAGCAGAACCAACUCUGACAUUGUAGAGGCCCUGAACAAGAAGGAGCACCGAGGCUGUGACAGCCCUGACAAUGACGCCUCCUACGUCCUCACCCCCAGCACUGAGGAGAAAUACAAGAAGAUUAAUGAGGAAUUUGACCACAUGAUGAAGAGUCAUAAAAUUACCCCAGCCCAUCAACAGCAGAACUUCAUGCAUGUAGCACCAGGCAACAUGUCAUACAGAGGAGGAGGAGGAGGAGGAGGAGGAGGAGGAGGAGGAGGAGGAGGAGGAGUGACUUCUCAGGCGCUCGCUGCAGCCACAGCAGCUCUGGCUGACAGUGGGAUCCUCUCCUCACAUCACUCGCACCUCCACAGAAAUUCUCCACAGAGACCCCCCAGCACUGGGAACACAGGUGGCCUGCAGGGCAGCUCUGAUCUGGUUCUUCAGAAUGGAUCUGGGCCAGUUGUAAAUGGUUUUCUGGGCUCACCUGGUGGAGGCAGUUUGGGGAAGAUCAUACAAUCCAAAUCACCUCCUCUCCCACCUCCUGGGAACAACCUGGUCCUCGGCAGCCGUAAAACUGAUCUGCGAGUGGUCAUACCCCAGUCCAAAGGAAUGAUGCAAACACUGAGCAACCAGAGAGUGAGCAACAAUCAGUCCAACCAGCCUCUGUCCACCCCAGUGGUCUCCAUCACCACACCCAGUCUGCCUCACCAGAAUCUGGUCUACACCGGCAUCGGCUCUACCUACAAUGAUUACUCCAUGAACAGUGCAGAGCUGUCAGGCUUCAGCUCACCCGCAGGCUUGUCUGUGGGCUCCAUGACAUCGUGGCAGCAGCACCAGCUGGAAUCACUGGGGCGGGGGAGCUCCAGUCUCUCCAUCAACACCAAUCACAACCUCAACAUCAAAGCCGAGCCCAUCUCCCCACCCCGCAACCACCUCAACCACUCUGUGUACUUGACCCAGGCUCACGGCCAUCCUCAUCCUCACUCCUCUAGCUCUUCAUCUGCCCGAGCAGAGCUGGGGAGGUCUCCUGCAGACAGUGUUAGCUCCUCCUGCAGCUCCCACGAGGGCGGCAGCGACAGAGAGGAGCAGCAGCAGCAGCAGCAGCAGCAGCAGCACCAGCAGCACCAGCAGCACCAGCAGCAGCAGCGGCCGGACCUCCACUUGCUCCCUGUGAGCCUGUCAGAGGGCGGCGAGAGUCAGACGGUCAAACGAAUGCGAAUGGACAGCUGGGUGACAUAGACCCUGCAGUGUCAUGGCCACACGACAUCAGGGCAAACACAGGAAGGACACUGUUAUGCAAAUUAAAUGUCAAUUUUAUUGACGUGUUCUGUUAUUUUUCAUUAAGUUAUCUCUGUUUUUAUGUUUGAUGAUCAGAUUUUUAAGAAGGAUGAUAUUGUUAAUUUGUCAGAAUCUUUCCAAUCAAUAAAUUAUUCUGUGGAACUGAUAUACACAUACACAUAAUAUGCCAUCCUUUGAAUUGUGUAUGUCUGAAAGUAUGGCUCCAAUUGCAGGACAAUCUGUCAUUUUUUAUCCAAUGGGAGGCUUGACAAUAGCGUCGUCUGACAGUUUGUUCAUGUUUUGGGUGGGAAAUCAUUGAAUUACUGCUGGUUGUCUCCAACUGGGUGUCACCCAAUUAAUUUUUGAUCUUCUCAGGGUUUGAGACAUUGAGUCCAGCAUGAAAGCAAUACUCCGUCCACAUCGUCAUCAGUGUAACUUCUCUUCACACAAACACUUAUUUAUAUCAGCCAAAGCAGUAUGCUGCUUUUUCUAAAUGUCAUUUGUGAGUGAUUUUAUAUUGUGCACAGAAACAGACAAUGUUACAGUCAGAUUUCCAACUGAAAGCCAUGGACACUUGUUUUGUGUUUACUACAGAAAUAUGUCUUUAUUGUUUUGUAUAUAGCAUCUUUAAUAUAUAUCACUUUUUGUUGUACCUGUAUAUUGUUAAAUUGUCUGUCGUAUAUGCCUGGUUAAAAUAUGACACCUCCACCAGAUUUACAGAAAGUAUAUUUUUGUGGUUGAUUGCCAUUUCUCAAGGCAUCGUCUUUCCUCUCUCAUCAGGUUUCUGCUGGAUAAAUCUCCCCAUUAUAUAAUAUGAAGCUACAUGCUUUCUAGAGAUGGACCCUAACCCUAACCCUAUGGAUUUAAUGGAUUAAAGAAGUCUUGCUCCUCAGAGA